AUGGAUGCUAUGGAGCAGCAGAAGUCCGUCGAAACCUUCAAUCUGUAUUGCCAUAAGGCACAAUGGCUUUCACAUUGGAAUAUCUCGAUGCUUUCGGUUCGAAGUAUCAAUGCUAAAGUAAAGCCUCAAUCUCCCGAUGGUGCCAUUUUUCACAUCUUCCAAUCUCUGCAUGCCCCAUCACUUACUUUUCUCCUUCUCACAUUCCCCGAAGAUUGUUUUUCCCACUUCCCAAACAUAGAUGCAUUCUCAGCCUCCUUGACAAAUCUGAAUAUUUCUAACAAUUUACUUCAUGACAAUCCAAAUUUCAUACGCCUCCUCAGGCUCCUUCGAGCCGCCAGAAAUAUCGAUAAUCUCUGCAUUCGCGCCUCAGAACUUCCAGAUUCCAUACUUUCGGGGUUCACUGUCAUGCAGUCCAAUAGUGACCUUAUGUUAGCAGCGCCAAAGGCUCUCGUCUGCGCUGGGCAUACUCCAGGAACCAUAACUACACAUCUGUGGCUUGGAAAGCUGGGAGAGGUCGCCAAAACGCCGCGAGUUAACAUGCUUCAGAAUCCGCAAGAAGUUAUCUUAGACUCACGAUGGGAGCGGGCAGGGUAG
Molecule: messenger RNA, 594 nt
Organism: Guyanagaster necrorhizus
Lineage: Eukaryota; Fungi; Basidiomycota; Agaricomycetes; Agaricales; Physalacriaceae
Exons: 3
Coding region: 1-594 (197 amino acids)
Molecular function (GO): protein binding
Source: RefSeq, a predicted model, not a curated record